AGUAGUAGUAAACCUCCUAGAUAUUCUAUUCCUUAAUCUUAAAGAGUUUCUUUGCAAACCCUGUUGUGAUUUUUUCCUUUCACUAUCUCAGACAAAGUCUCUAAUUCAUGGCCUCAUCACCAUCAAACUACUUAAAGACGCCAAAUAUUCUGAUUUCCAUCUUUUCUCUCAUAUUAAUAUUAUCUUCCAAUAUUGCAGGAGCUGAUCAUCAUCAGUCAUUGUUGGCUAAAGAUCAUAUUGAUGGAAAGAGUUUAAAGCAAAAGAAAAUGGUGUUAGGUUCGAAGCCACCUGAGUGUGCUAACAAGUGCUUAGGUUGCAGACCUUGCAUGGCUUCCUUAGUUGUUUCUCAGCACGAAAAGAAUGUCAAGCCAUUGCCUCACGCACCAGAGAGCUACUAUCUUCUGGGGUGGAAAUGCAAGUGUAGGGAUAAGUUCUUUCAACCUUGAAAACCUUUCAUUGUAUAAUUAUUACCUAUAUCAUAUAUAAG
Humulus lupulus (European hop) is the source of this 487-nucleotide messenger RNA. RefSeq names its product EPIDERMAL PATTERNING FACTOR-like protein 8. Gene Ontology annotation, biological process: stomatal complex development; guard cell differentiation. Bases 108 to 446 code for a protein of 112 amino acids. Lineage: Eukaryota; Viridiplantae; Streptophyta; Magnoliopsida; Rosales; Cannabaceae. The transcript is spliced from 2 exons. The record is from RefSeq and is a predicted model, not a curated record.